GUCUUAAAAGAAAGAAACACAAAAAAGAAUGGGGAAUUGUUUAAGGCAUGAAUCAGAAAUGCACUGGGCUGGUGAAGACUGGGAUGAGUUCAUCGAAGACAGCUCUAAAAGUACCUCGAGAGUCGAGGCUCAUGACAAAGUGAUUGUUACACGAGACUGUAAAUCAUCCUCUGAUCAUGAGAUGAUCAAGAUCAGGCUCACCAAGAAUCAACUUCAAGAUUUACUGAAUAAAGUCAACGUCCAUGACUUAACCUUUCAUCAACAGCCCUUCUCUUCGUGUCCUAGCCUGAUCGAUCGUGGUGGUUACGAAGAAGGCAAUCAACAAGGGUUAUGGAGACCAGUUCUGCAGAGCAUACCAGAAGCUAUUUAACUAAGAUGUUUCAGAUGUUGUAUAUUCUUAGGGCUUUCUUCACUUUCUUGAUGUGAGGGUUCUGUGUUGUUAGGGUUUAGGACUUUUUUGAUGUCAAGUUUGGUUGUUGUUUGUUUGUUAGAUUGUAAAUAUAAACAUAAUCCAGAAUCAGAAGCUUGUUAACACCAGGAAUACUUUCUA
Capsella rubella is the source of this 550-nucleotide messenger RNA. RefSeq lists its product as uncharacterized. Bases 29 to 370 code for a protein of 113 amino acids. The transcript has a single exon. The record is from RefSeq and is a predicted model, not a curated record. Lineage: Eukaryota; Viridiplantae; Streptophyta; Magnoliopsida; Brassicales; Brassicaceae.